CUGCACUCUGUGGUCAAGCAAUAGUGGUGUCGUGUCGUGACGUACUUCGUGCUUCGUACCCAUGCACCAAUUCGUGCACCAAGAAUCGUGAUCAUUAAAGUACAGUACUUUCUGUUGAAUACAUAUCUACAUAGAAGCAAGUAAAGUGAAAUAUGGCACUUAAUCUUACUGUAAAAGUUCAUCCUGUGGUUCUUUUUCAAGUAGUCGACGCUUAUGAACGUCGAAAAGCCGAAUCCCACCGUGUUAUUGGUACAUUAUUAGGCACAGCUGAAAAAGGUAUGGUCGAAGUAACAAAUUGUUUCUGUGUACCGCAUAAAGAGUCCGAGAGUCAAGUAGAAGCCGAUUUGACAUACGGAAUCGACUUAUAUGAUUUAAAUCACAGAGUGAAUGCACAAGAAAACAUCGUUGGUUGGUGGGCAACUGGGAACGAGGUUACCACUCACUCCUCUGUUAUACAUGAAUACUAUGUUCGUGAGUGUAAUAAUCCUGUUCAUUUGACUGUUGAUACAACACUGAUAAAUACUACUAGAAUGGCAAUUAAAGCCUAUGUGUGCGUACCAUUAGGAGUACCCAAUGGAAAACAAGGUUCCAUGUUCACACCAGUUAAAGUACAAAUUACAUGUUAUGAACCAGAAAUAGUUGGACUACAGCUUUGUUCAAAGACACAGUUACCUGCUCAUGCGCAAAUAGCUGGUGUAAAAACAGGAGGUGGUAUAGAACCAAUGAUGGAUCUUGCUCAAAUUGCAGAAGCCAGUGGCAAGCUGUCUUCCAUGUUAGAGCAAGUACUUCAAUAUGUUGAUGACGUUCUCAAUUCUAAACAACCACCAGAUAAUCAAGUAGGUCGUGCUCUGCUAGACAUGGUGCACUCUGUACCAAAAAUGUCGAGCGAUCAAUUCGAUGAAAUGUUUAACAGUAACGUAAAAGAUCUCUUGAUGGUUGUUGCACUUUCGCAAUUAAUAAAAACACAACUCCAACUCAAUGAGAAACUUACACUGCUCACAACCUUGUAAUACAAAAAAUUUGUAAUAUAAAUUUGAAAAUUUCGUAAAUCGGUUUUUGUGAAUAAAAAGCAUUUCAAAUUUUCAAA
Megalopta genalis is the source of this 1087-nucleotide messenger RNA. It is a transcript of the gene eIF3f1, whose product is annotated as eukaryotic translation initiation factor 3 subunit f1. Lineage: Eukaryota; Metazoa; Arthropoda; Insecta; Hymenoptera; Halictidae. Gene Ontology annotation, molecular function: metallopeptidase activity; translation initiation factor activity; translation initiation factor binding. Gene Ontology annotation, cellular component: eukaryotic translation initiation factor 3 complex, eIF3m. Gene Ontology annotation, biological process: translational initiation. The record is from RefSeq and is a predicted model, not a curated record.